UACCGUAUUAUGGUAGGCACUAUGCUAAACAAUAUAUCCGUGGUAAGCCCAUUCGAUUUGGAUUCAAAAACUGGGCUCUGAAUUCCAGCGAUGGAUAUAUGCUUCAGUUCGAUGUGUAUAUGGGCAAAAAUGCAGAGAGCGUCCCACAAGGAUAUGGAGUAGGAGGUGACAAAGUGGUUGAUCUCCUCACGAAAGCAAAUGUACCACACCAUAAGGGAUUCAAGCUUUUCAUCGACAACUAUUUUACGUCCGUGAAACUGUUGCGCAAUUUGGCCAGUAUGGGGAUUUGUACAUCUGGUACAAUUAGAGACGGUCGCAUAGAGAA
Messenger RNA from Rhagoletis pomonella (apple maggot), 325 nucleotides. RefSeq names its product piggyBac transposable element-derived protein 3-like. The record is from RefSeq and is a predicted model, not a curated record. The transcript is spliced from 2 exons. Lineage: Eukaryota; Metazoa; Arthropoda; Insecta; Diptera; Tephritidae. The annotation marks the transcript as partial.